AUGAAUUCACGCUCAGACAACCCGCUGGAGGCUGGCGCUCCUGGCCAGGCCGCUAGCUCGCUUUCCUCCUCUGAUGGUGACACUGCUGAUGGUGACACUGCCUGCCCGUCGCAGCCAUCACCGCCGAAUAUCCCUAAAUCCCUUACUCUGCCGACCUCCACGCACGAGACCCUCGAUUCUGUCCCGACAAUCACACCGCCGCAAGCCAAUGAUAUGUCUACACAGCAUACUGUGCUUCUGAAUCAAGCAGACAGAGUUCGAGCAGAUCUGAGAGCAUACUUGACCGGCAAGUUUAUUGAGUUCGCAGACAAGCCUCGCGAGUAUAUCCUACCUACGUCGGACUUUCACGGACUCCUGGAGAACGAUGACUUUGAGUCUGACAGAAAACAGGCCGGGGUCAAAUUCUCAUAUAACUCCCACACGUCAACUCUCACCCUCUUUACCAUACAAGGAGCGAGAUAUACUUUCAUUAUCCAAUGGCUCACUACUAUAGCCCUAUCGAAAUUGAAUCCCUCAAUCGUGGGUAAACUCUACCUAGUGGGUAGCGGCGACGAAGUCUUCGAAAGCGAAUGGAAAUGGUCUACAAAGCAGCCAGAUCUAGCUAUUGCGUGGAACGAUAACGGACCCGGAUACGAACUACAUACUGUUAUUGAGGUUGGCGUUGCACAGCCUUACAAUAGUUUGCUCGACGUUCGGGAUAUGUACUUAAAGGGUACAUCCACAGUCUCUAGAUUCGUCUUGGUUAAUAUUACUACGGACCCCGAAUAUCGAAGCCCAAAGGGUUUUAAUAUCGACGAACUGGAUAACAUUCGGAAAGAGGAUUUCCAACUGGAUUCAAACCAAGGGCCACUUUGGUAUAAGGGUGUCCAGUGGAUAGGGAAAAGUACGCUUUUGUGGGAAGUCUGGGAGCGAGGUUCGAACAAUGGAAAGCCGAAGCGGGUUUUUUCCGUAACUAUCGAUCCCGAGGAUAACAAUACCGAACUCCCAUUCUUCGAGAUACCCGCCACAAUCGCAACAGGUACUAACACGGUGGUAAUUACGCCAACGGACAUUAAUACGCUUUUCGCUGAUCGGUUUAAACAUCUCAUCGUUCAAGAGGCCUACACACGGAUGUUAAGAUAUGUCAAGAAUGUGAAAGAAAGCCGACAGUAUACGGCGGAUUUGGCGAGACGGAAGGACGAGGUAGACGAGAAGAGAUCGAAAGCUAAUAAGGAGCGUACAGAGCGCUGUAGAAUUCGCUCGGAACGUCGAGAGAAGGCGGCGGAUUUGGAGGAAUAG
Fonsecaea erecta is the source of this 1278-nucleotide messenger RNA. RefSeq lists its product as hypothetical. NCBI's taxonomy places the organism in Eukaryota, Fungi, Ascomycota, Eurotiomycetes, Chaetothyriales, Herpotrichiellaceae. The transcript has 2 exons. Bases 1 to 1278 code for a protein of 425 amino acids. The record is from RefSeq and is a predicted model, not a curated record.